AUGCAGCUGACCUGGAUUCCCAACAUCAAAGACAACAUCCGCUUCUUCCCCAGCAUCUCCAGAGCCCUCCAGGGAGGUGCAGAACAUCCCUCUCUGUCCUGCCUGGGCUUGCAAAACCACUGCAGGAAUGGGAACACCCUCUGGACAAAUAAAACCCAAAACAGUCGCAGCGCCGGGGUCCAUCGCACUCCCCCUCCAGUCAGGGGACCCUCGCCGGCUCCGGGGAUGGGCGACAGGCGGGCAGGGCCGCCCCCAGCCCCACGUGGCUCGGGGGACACGCGGGUUUAUAAAGCGUUCCCGGCCCGCGCCAGUGCGGGCGGCGGCGGCGGCGGCGGGAGCGGGGCUCGAGCCCGCGGGGCUCGGAUGCGCCCGGAGGUUCCCGCUGGGCCACGGCCUGGGCCGCGGGCCACGGAGCCGCCCGCGGACGUGACCAUGGAUGCGCCCGUGGAACUGCCCUCGGUGCCGCCCACGGCCACCGCCGGCCCCUGGGACAACGACACGGCCUGGGCCGCCCUGCCCGGACACGGGACCAACGACACGGGCCCGCAGCGGGCCAAGAACGCCACAUCCAUCCUCAUCGCCAUCGUCAUCACCGCGCUCUACUCCGUGGUGUGCGUGGUGGGGCUGCUCGGCAACGUGCUGGUCAUGUACGGUAUCGUCAGGUACACCAAGAUGAAGACAGCCACUAACAUCUAUAUCUUCAACCUGGCGCUGGCUGACGCCCUGGCCACCAGCACCCUGCCCUUCCAGAGCGCCAAGUACCUCAUGGAGACCUGGCCCUUCGGGGAGCUGCUCUGCAAGGCUGUGCUCUCCAUCGACUACUACAACAUGUUCACCAGCAUCUUCACCCUCACCAUGAUGAGCGUGGACCGCUACAUCGCUGUGUGCCACCCGGUCAAGGCCCUGGACUUCCGUACGCCGGCCAAAGCCAAGAUCAUCAAUGUCUGCAUCUGGGUGCUCUCCUCCCUCAUCGGGGUGCCCAUCAUGGUCAUGGCGGUCACCAAGUCAAAAGAUGGUAUGGUCCUGUGCACUCUCCAGUUUCCUGAUCCUCCCAUCUACUGGGACACCGUGACCAAGAUAUGUGUCUUCAUCUUUGCCUUCCUGGUCCCCAUUUUGGUCAUCACCAUCUGCUACGGGCUGAUGAUCCUUCGCCUGAAGAGCGUCCGGCUCCUCUCAGGCUCUAAGGAGAAGGAUCGCAACUUGCGGCGCAUCACACGCAUGGUGCUGGUGGUGGUGGCAGCCUUCAUCAUCUGCUGGACCCCCAUCCACAUCUUCGUCAUCAUCUGGACCCUGGUGGACAUAGACAAGAAGAACCCCUACGUGGUGGCCAGCCUGCACUUCUGCAUCGCUCUGGGCUAUACCAACAGCAGCCUCAACCCCGUCCUUUAUGCUUUCCUGGAUGAAAACUUCAAGAGGUGCUUCCGAGAGUUCUGCCUGCCUUUCCGAGCCCGCGUGGAUCAGAGCAGCUUCUCCCGCGCCAGGAGCAGCACGCGGGAGCACGUCUCCACCUGCACACCUUCUGAGGCCCGCGACAAGCCGGGAUGA
This is a messenger RNA of Cinclus cinclus, 1545 nucleotides long. It is a transcript of the gene OPRD1, whose product is annotated as opioid receptor delta 1. The record is from RefSeq and is a predicted model, not a curated record. Bases 1 to 1545 code for a protein of 514 amino acids. Gene Ontology annotation, molecular function: G protein-coupled enkephalin receptor activity; neuropeptide binding. Gene Ontology annotation, biological process: neuropeptide signaling pathway; G protein-coupled opioid receptor signaling pathway. The transcript has 6 exons. Gene Ontology annotation, cellular component: neuron projection; membrane. NCBI's taxonomy places the organism in Eukaryota, Metazoa, Chordata, Aves, Passeriformes, Cinclidae.